UAUUGCCAAAAGUAUUGUCCCCGCCCUCCCAAUCAUGUGGUUCAGGUGUUCCAAUUCCCUCCCAAUCAUGUGAUUCACGUGUUCCAAUUCCCUCCCAAUCAUGUGAUUCAGUGCCGCCAAUUUAUGCAGCGCUUUACAUAUACACUAUAUUGCCAAAAGUAUUGUCCCCGCCCUCCCAAUCAUGUGAUUCAGGUGCUCCAAUCCCCUCCAUGGACACAGGUGUAUACAAUCAAGCCCCUAGGCAUGCAGACGGCUUCUACAAACAUUGGUGAAAGAAUGGGUCACUCUCAGGAGCUCAGUGACUCCAAGCGUGGUCCCGUGAUAGGUGGCCACCUGGGCAAUAAGUCCAUCCGUCACAUUUCCUGGCUACUAAAUAUUCCACGCUCAACUGUUAGUGGGAUU
Messenger RNA from Staurois parvus, 402 nucleotides. Lineage: Eukaryota; Metazoa; Chordata; Amphibia; Anura; Ranidae. The record is from the annotation of a GenBank genome assembly.